AUGGAGUCUGAUCCUUACGCCCGAGUUCUGGCGGGCAGCCUCGCAUCGAUGAACAUGUCGAAAGCCGAACCGAAAGCCGUGUCGGAAGACAUAAACACGUACGAGAGACAAGAAGUCCCUUGCGUCCUGACCGUCAACGGGACGAAAGGCGGCUAUAGAGACGAUAUUGCGGCAAACUUGGCCCCGCACGCCGACUUUGCGACGACCUUCACUUACAUCGACGGGCCCCUCAUCUCUCCUGAGGUCCGAAUCGACCUCCAGGGCAUCGAGAAGCGUGGCAACAGUGUCAUCACCUACAUCAUUGCCCGCGUCGUUAUCCCAAUCAACGCCCUAAGUGGAAUCCCCGUCAUUUAUCAUGUCCAAGACAGCUACCAAAUGAUCUCCAUGACCGUUCGUCUCGAGCGUAUCAUCCUCGCCAAGUCCAAGAAGCCGAUUGAUACCGACCUCUUCCAGAGAGCGAGCGCCUGGACGCAGCUCUUUAUCGGAACGGGCGAAGCGGCUCUCAGCAUCUUCUUCAACGAAGCCAUCACUAUCGACAACUUCGUUAAUCUGAUCACUCGGACAUACUCAACGGACGAGAGCAGAGUCAUCGACGCCGGCCUCGACUGCGUCUUCAAGAAACAUCCCGCCGUAUACAAGGAGCUGGACUGGUUCACAAUCAACUCCAAGCUGCCCUUCCCGCCAGACAACCCCAUCCCUGAGACCAUGGCCUUCCACGACGAAAGAACACGCAUCAUCCGUCUUCAGGCCUCGUCACGCGAAGAGUAUGACCUGGAUGCCACCAAGACGAGCCUCCUCUCGCAGUCUGUUCAUCCGUGCUUCGUCCUUCCCGAUCUCUCGUCUGCCUAG
Messenger RNA from Colletotrichum destructivum, 849 nucleotides. RefSeq lists its product as uncharacterized. The transcript has a single exon. Bases 1 to 849 code for a protein of 282 amino acids. NCBI's taxonomy places the organism in Eukaryota, Fungi, Ascomycota, Sordariomycetes, Glomerellales, Glomerellaceae. The record is from RefSeq and is a predicted model, not a curated record.